Molecule: messenger RNA, 834 nt
Organism: Magallana angulata
Lineage: Eukaryota; Metazoa; Mollusca; Bivalvia; Ostreida; Ostreidae
Product: ankyrin repeat domain-containing protein SOWAHB-like
Exons: 8
Coding region: 37-819 (260 amino acids)
Source: RefSeq, a predicted model, not a curated record
UUUGUAUAGUGAGUUUUCGUUUUCACUUUAAAUAAAAUGGCAGCUUCCGGGUUUUCUUUGGAAGCUGUCAAGAACUUUAUGAUUGAGAAUGACUGCAAGGUGACAAACCAUGAACUUGUUACGCAUUUUAAAAGUUAUCUAAAUGACCCCAUCGAAAAAUCCCAAAAGUUGAAUAGAGAAAAGUUCAAAGAGUUUGUGAAUACCUUGGCAGGGAUAAAAACAGAUGAGAGAGGAGAAAAAAUUCUUGUCUUAAAGAAAAAGUUCAAGCCAGGUCACAACAAUGCAGACUCAUUUUCACAAUUAGAAGCUGCGAGAGAUUCACGGGUUCAAGAUGAGAGUAGAGUCAGAGCUCAGACUGAGUCUAGUAGUACCCAUGGAGCGGAUCAGUCAGCUGAGAUGAACUCCAACCAUUUGUCGAAUGCUUCGUCAAUUUCAUCUGUAGCAUCAACACUCGCGCUACCACCUUUCCAGAAUUCAGGACCAGCUACAUCAGAAGAUGAUGUCAACGCCUCAGUUGUAAGUGUCAGAGAACGAGCCCAUCACUUGAAUAGAAUGGAAUCGGAGAGCGAGUUGCAGAAAAUGACAGAGGCUCAAUGCGUCAAAAGCCAGAGAAGUACAAAGGACAGAGAUGGUUACCCAGACGAAGAUUCCCAGUCAUCAGGAAGUUGCUUUAAUCUGGAUUCAGAAGAAAAAGAAUGGAUUGUAGCAAGCUCAUCUUCAGAUUACCAUCCAAUGCACAAAAUGCUGACCAAAAAUCCAAACCUUGUAAAUAUUAAGGAUUUUACAAGUGGCGUAAGUACAUUUUAUAUUUUUAUAUAAAUAAAUUAUAGUUUA